Ogataea philodendri is the source of this 717-nucleotide messenger RNA. RefSeq lists its product as uncharacterized. The record is from RefSeq and is a predicted model, not a curated record. The transcript has a single exon. The coding region runs from base 1 to 717 and encodes 238 amino acids. Lineage: Eukaryota; Fungi; Ascomycota; Pichiomycetes; Pichiales; Pichiaceae.
AUGUUUUUAGGAAGAGGUGGAGGUGCAAGUCUUGGCGGCGGAGUCAUCUUUGGCGGAGGAGGUGCACCCGUCAAUGGACCAGCACCAGUGCCGAAACUCAUUCCUGGCGGAGCUGCAAUCACAGGAGCAGUAGGGGCAGCCGGAGCCGUUGACACUGGUGCAGACGGAGCGUUUUCAUUGUUCUCGUGCGUUCCUUCCAAACGUUGUCUCUUGGCAUCCGGCUCAACGUACCCAUCUGCUUCGCCAGUCAAAUCCUUCAUCAUCAUGUCGAGCUCUCUAUCGUGUCUGGCCGUUUCCUCCAAAUCGGCUCUACAAUCUCUUGCAAUAUGCCCAAUGUUUCCACACCGAGAACAAACCAAAGACUGUGCAAAGUUCUGUCUCCCCAAGUUGGGACACUCGUACCGUUUGUGUCCCUUUUCUCCACAAUUCAAACAAACUUUUUCCUCGGAGACUCGAAGUGUUCCGUUUAAAAUUGCCAGCUGCUUCAGCUGGUCUCUUUUAUGCUCGUUCUGGCCCUCUGGAGCACUGAUAGCGUUCUUGAUGAUCUCUCCACAAAGCUUCAUGGCCUUUUGGAUCUUGUCUUCUGUGUCUGCUGUGAUCAGACAAUGCAAGUCGUCGUCCAUAUUGUUCUGGUCGGUCCUCACCAACGCAGAAUUUCGUCCCUCUUUAACAGACCCUCUUCCUCUAAUACCUAUCUUGGCUCCGCUUUUCUCUUGA